AUGGUGGUGUUCAUUAAUUUCCAGUUUAGCUACGAGGAGAAUGGCGACAGCAAUGGCAUGCCGGUAAUAACUCUAGAAGUAAUGUCAGACUGCUCCAACAUCGAGCUCUGUCCCGACGGCAACUCCAGCGAUGCGCCCUCCUGCGCGCCUGAUCCCGACUCGCAACAUCCCGCUGUUCACUUCUUAACCAUUAAAAAAUGUCAAUCUGACGACAUUUCUGACAAUGAAAACUUAGAUGACAAGGAACAAGAGGCAAAUGAAAAUUCAAAGUCCAGGAACGAGCUCUUGGAGUACAUGACUCGCAACGACGGCAGCGUAGUGUGCAAGCUGUGCGGCGAGAUUCUGCAAAGCCGGACGCAUUGGUACAGACACAAAUAUAAACGGCAUGUCAUCCAGCCGUUGAAUCCAGCGCCACUCUUCCAAUGUGAACAAUGUCUCGUGUUCUUUAAAAGCAGGAAAGGCUACAUUGGGCACCUAUCGAGCAGACAUAGUGAAAUUCUGACCGACCCAAGUCCCGUGAUAACCCGAACUGUGUCCGAGGUACCGGGGACGCUGCCGAUGGCCCCCGUCGUGGUGAAGCGCGAGCCGGAACCCGAGGCUGCCGCGCCCCCCGCCCACCCUGCCUGCCAAGCCCCUGUUAAACAAACAUCGACUAAAACUGAAUCAAAGAGAUUAAAUAAGGUUAACAAAGACAAUCGAAAUAAAGAAGAUUGGGAAGAGAAGCGGUACAGAGAGGAGAAGUUGGUGGCAGACAUCAUAGACCGCGUCAAGAGAGAAUGUGAAGCGCAGGGGGGCAACAGCGGCGCGCGGCGCGGCUACACGCGGCGCACCACCGUCAUGCACACGUAG
Molecule: messenger RNA, 849 nt
Organism: Cydia splendana
Lineage: Eukaryota; Metazoa; Arthropoda; Insecta; Lepidoptera; Tortricidae
Exons: 4
Coding region: 1-849 (282 amino acids)
Source: RefSeq, a predicted model, not a curated record